AUGGCACCUAGCAACAAGAUUGAAGUGAGGAGUGGAGGACACAAACUGAUGUGUCAUGAGAGGAGGAAGAAACAAUUUCUUAAACAGCAGCGGAUCCUGGGAUCCCCGCGAAGUUGGUCCCAAGCAGAAGAGGACUAUGGGGGCAGAAGGACACUCCCACACCGGGCUAAGCCUGACAACAGGAAACAAUAUGCCCGAAGGGGCUCCUCCAGAGGUGCUUCAGCCCAGGACUGGAAAGUCGGCGGGCUCCCCUGGCCCCCAGACCGGCCCGCGCAGGGCGCCCAGCUGGAGCCGGCGGCCGGCGGGGCGGGCGGCGCGGCGCGGCGCGCGGGGAGGGGCCAGCGCCCGCCCCGCCCCCUCCUCGGGGAUGCCGGGAUGUUUAUCCUCCUGACAGCGGCGGCCGCGGGCGGAGCAGCGGGAGCCGCCGGAGGAUGGGUCGCCGCUAGGCUCGUACUCUGGACGCGCCUCGCCGAGCGCAGGGGGGUGCCCGCGCCUGCAGCGUCCGCGGGGGCGGCGCGGCGGGAGGUGGUCGAUCGGUUCCGGGCCUUGCAGGCACAGCCCCCGGCCCGGCGUGCCUCUCCGCGGCGGCGCCUGACCGAGCCGCCCGCCCGCCCCGGAUUCCUCGCGGGAAGGAGAACGGAAAACUGCCAACUUCCUGAAUGUGGGAGCAAAGGAAUGACCAAAUACUGCCUGGUCCAGCGUGACUCACCUGCCUUUAAUGACUCCACGUUGGAUCUCUGCUUUCAGCCUGACCUGACCUUCCAGCCUAUGUCUAGACUCAUUUUCACAUUUUCCCCUGAUAAUUUUUGUGCCCUUUGUGGGCUCUCUGCUUUAUCUUUAUGUUUUCUUACUGCUCUUCAUACCCAUUACCCAUGCUCCAACUGUUCAGUUUCAGUGUAUUAAAGUUAUCUUCAUCCUUUAAGACCUUGUUCAUAUAUACAAAAAAUAUAAAGAAACCUCUCUUUCUUCGGCUUCUUUAGGCUUUUAGUACUUAUUGACUCUCACUGUAGAAGUUUUACUUGUCUUAGCUUCCUUACUGGAAUAUAAGUUUCUGGAAGGCAUGACUCACGCUCUGUACAUAUUUGUGUUUCCUGCGGGGCCUGGGACCGUUCUUGUCCAAACUGGCCGCUCAGGGAAUGGCAGAUGACUAGAUAACUGCAUCCCAGAGACUGUGUGGGGCAGGAGGUCUCCGCGGGUGCUAGCAGUGAGAGAAUGCCCAGCACAAUUGAGCAAUUGGAUUCAGGGAAGUCUAGGGUGAAUGCCAGACACAUGACCGAGCAAGGCCUCUAGGACAUAGUAUGAGGGAGGUCUAACUGUGUGAAAUAUUUAAAAGGUUGCAUCUGCAAGUGGUCACUGUCAGGACAUUCAGGGACCUAGUCUGAGAGUCUGGGCUAAAUUUUGAGUUCUGAAAGGUCUUAGAUAGGUGUGAGGUGGGAACAAAGAGUAUGAAAAACAGGGAUAUGCAGAGUUGAAUUUUGUGGGUGCGGAGUCAAGACAAAGACCAGUUUGGCGACUGAGGUGUAAGUUAUAGGCUUGGGCAACAGGGAACAAAGUAAGAGUUGAGUACCUGGAAUGAGGACGUGAGGUGAAAACAGGAUCAGCAAUCAGGUUAAAUGGACUUGAAGCUGAUUUCCUAAGGAUCCUUAUAUUUCCCACUUUAGCGGCCAGCUCUUUCCUAGUUCAAGUUAAUGAUCUGAUUUUCUGUAAAGGGGUUAGGAACCUCUUUCUGGCCCAUAAAAGUGCUUACUAUAUAUUUAUGAAAUUAACUCAGUUUUGAUGUUCUAACAAUUUUAUUAUGAAGUAAAUGUUGAAAUCAGUUAAGCAAGGAAAUAACUAUGUUCAUACUUGAAAUUAUUCUCUUCUUAAGAAUAAUUACUAAUUGCAAAUCGAUGGAAGGGUAUCGUUUGAUUUGUGCCAUCAAAUGCUGACAUAGCCAAAGGUGGUUCUUUUUCAAAAUAAAACCAAGAAACCAGACCUGUUGCUGUUGAGUUGAUUCUGACUCAUAGUGACCGUACAGGACGAAGAACUGCCCCAUAGGGUUUCCAAGGAGCAGCUGGUGGAUUAGAGCUACCGACCUUUUGGCUAGCAGUGAAGCUCUUAACCACUGUGCAACCAGGACUCCCAUUUCAAAAUAGGUACAUUUUAUUUACUGUCUUUAUAUAGUUUUUACUGUGAAAGUUUAAAGAGCAAUUGUAAUGUCAGUAAUUAUAAAAACGUUUAAAGUACUUGCAAAGGACCUAUGCCAAAUGAACCAAAGAAACAAUGUAUAUUCAUGAAUUACUGAAGAAAACCAAAUCCCAUUUUGACUGAGUCUAUUCUGACUAAGAGAAAUAAUAAAGAAGCACAUAGGAAAUUAACCUGGGAAGGUACCCAGAGAUUGCAUCGUUGCAGGCCUUGAAUAUUGCCCUAAGAAGAUUAAACCUCUUCUCUCCUGUAAUGUGACUGUGAAGAGUUACCUUUCUGUUUUCAGAUUUUGAUUUUAAUGGCAACAAAAUAAAAUAAAAGAGAUGGCUUUGUCAUCUCUUUGAUUCUUAGUUGAUGGCGGAUCAGGAACUAGCAUCAAAAUAGAAUCAAGACUAUUGUAAAACAGGUCUCAUAGGUUUGUUAAGGAAUGUAUUAAGAUGAUUUUGGUUUGUGCAAUGUAUGAAAGAAUCCUUAAAGUCCAGACUUCAGUGAUACUACUAGUACACCAAGAAAAGCAAUUAUUUCCUUUUUAUAAACAGCACCCCCCCAACACGCUUCAGUGUCUUCUUUCUCCUUUUUUUAAUUUUAGAAAUGAGUUAAAUAGAUUAAUUAAUUUAUAAGUUUAUUUUUUAGAAACACCUCCAAUACCGUCUACUCCGCUUCAAAGUAGGUUUUUUCCCUUGCAUAAAGUCUUUUGCUUAUUGUCUCCAGAAGAAUUUCCAUCUCCUUAGUAUCUUAAUAAUACUUCAUGAUUUGGCCUUUGGCUCUUGCCUCAACUGCACCCCAUGCUCCUGUCUUACUGGACGUAACUGCAGUUCUGUCCUACAGGGACGACUCGGAAUCGACUCGAUGGCAGUGGGUUUAGUUUUUUUGGUUUUUCUAAGACUUCAUCAUUCUUUAGUUAGAGAAGUGGAUUUGCACAGAUUCAGAAAGUUUCUGAAAGCAAAAUUUAACUAGGUGUCAAUUAUAUAAUUCCAUUGUGAAACUCCACAGAUCUAACUAUAUUUUCAAAUCUUUCAUCAGAGUCCCUUAUAUUUAAACAGUCUCAUAUAACAUCCUGGAUAGUUUCAUCAUCGUAACACUGUUAUUCCUACUGUUAACUUCAAAUAUUAAUCCCUAUUCAGUGGGUAAUAGCUACAUAAAAUCAUAGUUUAAUAUGAUAAGUAUGCCAAAGAAAGUAUAUUUGUUUCUAGAAUAUAUAUUUGUGUACGUCAAAAGACAUACACAUACAGAUUGGUAUGAGUGACAUUGUAAGAUAGUGUAGGUUAGGAUGGAAAUCAUUUGGCAGAGUUUAGUGAGAAAGUUUGCUUAACAGCUCCCUGGGUUAACUUUGCAUAGUUCAGUCAAAGAAUAAUAUAGUUCUGUGAUAUAAAGAGGAAUAUAACAGCAAUUGAAUUUAGUUUCCCAGAAGGUACAUUUUAAAACAUUAAAUGUAACGAUGACUGACUCUAUCAAUGAAUUGAAAAAUCUUUUUGUUAAGAGGUAGGAUAGUUUUGUAUAACUGCGGGUAAGUGGCUUUCAUAAACUUCCUUUUUUCUUAGUUUUCUUAAUCUUAAUUUGCAUUGGAAGUCUAUGCAAGGUAAAAAAGAAAGCAAACCCUUCCAUUUUUUUUUUUUUCCUUUUUUGAGGAGGGGCCCCUGGGCAGGAGGAGGGAGAAGGCAUGAGUUGUUGGAAGAAGUAACAGACUUCACUUGUUUUGUUUAACAUUGAUUAUGCACUACUAACCUAAUUACCCACUAAACGGAGUCUGUUGUGACUAACUCAGAUCUUGAGAAUGAGGUCAGGGCCUCAGCGAGGGUUAGUGAAAGAGUUCAUUGGGGAGAGCGUUGGAAGACCUGAGUUAGCAUCUAGAACUUGACCUAGACCUCAGUUUUAGCUCUAGGCCUCAGUUUUCUUUGUCUUUUUAGGAACAUCAAAAGAGAUAAUUGGUAGGAAAGCUUUUAAAAUUUCCUUGAUGGUUUAUCGUAAAUUGUAGAAUGUAAAGAAAAGAGGAGUUUGGAAGUUCAGAAAUAAUGCAUAGAACAGUGUCAGAAGCAGAAUAAACCAAAAACCAAACCCAGUGCCAUCGAGUUGAUUCCGACUCAUGGCGACCCUAUAGGGCAGAGUAGAACUGCCCCCAUAGAAUUUCCAAGGAGCGCCUGGCGGAUUCAAACUGCUGACCCUUUGGUUCGCAACCGUAACACUUAACCACUACGUCACCAGGGUUUCCUAGAAACAGAAUAGGUUUCAAAAUACAUUUGUUGGAUGAAAAGAUAUGAGCAAGUAAAUUUUUUUUAAGAUAAAAUGUAAAACCAGGUAUUAAUUCAGAAAAUUCGAUUACGGUUUGCCUUUAUUUUAUUUAAAUGAGAAGUGUUUCUUUUUUUUUGGCGAUGAUUUUUUGGUUAGUGAGUACUUAUUACAGACCAAAGACUGUUAAAACAAAUGACUGUACAAUAAAGAAUUCAUGCUAAUGAAAGUCUAAGAGUUGACUUGUAUUCCGUAGGGCUUUAUCAGCUUUGUUAUAAUAGAAUUCACCACUAUGAAUUAUUUAGUACAAGGAGUUUAGUAGAAUGUUUUUUACAGUCAGGUGUGGAAGAUGGGCUGAAGGCUCUUCAGGUCAGUCUUUUUACUCUGAAUGGCUGAAGCUUGGUCCCCAUGAUUUUUCUAGUGUUACAGAUUGAUUGGCUUAGUGAGCAUGUGCUUCUGCCAGACUCUAGUUGUUGCUGUGUGAGUAAGUGAAUGACAUAGCAGAAACAUAAUGGAAAUUGGUGUUUAUAACUGCACCUUAUGCCUGUAAUUAACUAGGGAAAUAGCCCAUCAAAGCUUUUUGGACAAACUUGUUAUUGUACACAAGUCUAUAGUCUCUACUGACUAGAUUUUCAAAUCUUUCUUUUCUAACAUACUUUAUAAAUACCUUAUAAAUUUCCUAGCCCUUUCCAAGAGCUGAGUAGGGAUCCCUCUUCUUUCACAUCCUCAUAGGGAAAUUCUUCCGUAAAGGUAUUUGGAAGAAAUAAUACUAUCUUGUAUUUGUAUACCACUUAAUGCCAGACAAACCAAACCCGUUGCCAUCGAGUCCAUUCUAACUCAUAGCAACCCUAUACGACAGAGUAGAACUGCCCCAUACUAUUUCCAAGGAGCGCCUGGUAGAUUCAAACUGCUGACCUUUUGGUUAGAAGCUGUAGCUGUUAACCACUACGCUGCCAGGGUUUCCAUACCACUUAAUACUUUUGAGAAAUGUUAAUACUUUAUUCUUGCAGCUAUUCUUUUACAUCAGAUAAAGGCCUCUUUGUUGCUCUGAGGUAUGGAUAGAAAACCUGGUGGCGUAGUGGUUAAGUGCUAACCAAAGUGUCGGCAGUUCGAAUGUGCCAGGCGCUCCUUGGAAACUCUGUGGGGCAGUUAGUUCUACCCUGUGCUAUAAGGUCGCUAUGAGUCGGAAUCUACUCGAUGGCACUGGGUUUGAUUUUUUGGUUUGAAGGUAUGGAUUUGAGAACUCGUGCUGUCAUCUCAUGGUGAGUACUCAUUAUGAACUUCACAGACAUUGGGAGGAGAACCUGUCUUUAAUCACUCAAAAGGAGAGGCUAAUAUGGAUUUGAACUUAGAUUUACUGAUUGUUAGACCUGUAUUCUUCAUAACCAUUUGUUUAUUCAACAAGUAUUUAUUGGUCUCUCAAAAAAAAAAAAUUUCUUUUUUUUUUUUUUUAGUAUGUAAUAGUGCUUUGGUGGUAGAGUUCCCACCUUCCUUAUGGGAGACCUGGGUUUGAUUCUGGGUCAGUGCACCUCAUGCGUGGCCCCAUCCAUCUAUUAGGGAGGCUUGUGUGUUGCUUUGAUGCUGAACAGAUUUCAGUGGUGCUCCCAGACUGAGAAGGACUAGGAAGAAAGGCCUUCUGAAAAUGAACCAGUGAAAACUCUGUGGAUCAAAAUGGUUCAACCGAUAGGAUGGCGCAGGACUGGAUUUGCUCCAUUGUGUGCAUGGGGUUGCCAGGAGUCAGGGCCGACUUGAUAGCAGCUAACAACAACAACAGCAAUAUGUACUGGAGGUAUAAAAUGAUGAAAAAACAGAUUUUGCCCUUAAGUAGUACUUGGUAGUAUAGUUAAUGGGCAGGACCUCAGAUGGGCAGACAGUUGAUCAUUAUGAUAAAACAAAACCAAAACCAGACCCAUUGCUGUGGAGUUGAUUCAGACUCAUAGCAUGAUGAUGAGGUAUUUUACAGAGGGCUAUCUGAGUUCUGAGUAAGAUUGGCCGGGCAGACCAGCUGGGAAGGGCAUUUCAGCACGAUGGUGCAACCUGUGUCAGAGACACGUAGGUGUGAAAUAGCCUAGCUUUUGGAGGAAGUGUAUAGGAUUCAUUAAGGCCAGAGUAUAGGAUUUAUAUGGGGAAAUGUGCUGGCAAGUAAGGAGCAAGGCUAAGGAAAUUGUUUCUGUUGUAAGCAGAAGUAUGGUAUCAUUAUACUUGCAUUUCUGAUAGAUCAUAUGGUGAGCAUGUAGAAUGUGAAUUAUAGUCACUAAAGCCAGUGAGAGCAGUUAAUAGAUUAUGAUAAUAGUAAGGAUGAUGAGGUCCUAAGCAGAGAGAUGAUCAGGAGGUUGAAUUAAUAGGAGUUGGGGACUUAUGUGAGGAGUUGAGGGAGAAGAAGGGGCUGGCAUGACCUAGGGAUUAUAUAGGUUGACUAGGUGGUGAUGCUAUUCACUUAUAAAGAAAUACAGAAUAGGACGGGUUUGGAGUGUUUAGAUUUUAGUCAUGUCAGGUUUAGGCUAUCAUCAGGCAGUUGGAAAUGAGACUCUGGAGCUACAGGUUUAUAAAUCAUCAGUGUGUAGGAGGCAGGCUAUGUGCCAGCUGAAAAAUGCAUGAUUAUCAAUUUAAAUAAUCAAGGGAUUUACCCUUAAAGGAAACCUGAGCAAGAGAAUCAGCAGAAUUGUUAGAUUAUUGAGCAAAAGAUUUUCUGUUGAAAUGAAAAAAGCAGAUAAAAUAAUUUACUUACACCAUUUCUGGUAGUGAUUUACAUUGUUAGCUUGAUUUAGUUCAAGCAGGUACUAGAUUAAGUAGUAAAUACAUAGUUUUUCACCAAUAAUUGAUGAAAAUAAAGUCACUGGCACUGGGAUCUUCAUCCAAGAAUUUGGAAGGGAUCAGUGUUCUCUUUAAUAUCACAAGAUGCCAGAAGUAGUGGAGCAAUUGCUUAAAAGGUCUGAGAAGAACAAAAGUUUGCAGCUAAAGAAUUGUAUAUAUAGCCAAAUUAUUGUUUAGUAUGAUGACAAUGGAAUGAUAUUUUUAGGUUUGCAUGGGCUAGAGAAAAUAUAUCACAUAGGUGCUCUUUAAAAAAAUUAGUUGAAGAUGUACUAUCAGAUAAAAGCCAAAAUUAAAAGUUUGAGAAAGAGGCAUCUGUAUUGCAAUAACUGUUGAAACCAAUAAAAUGUAGAAGCAAGAUUAAACAGUUCUUAUGCAAUAUUGGAAAUAGUGCAAAAUGCCAGAAAUAAUUUAGAAUGAGAAGCUAUGGUUAUAAAACUUACCAUCUGAGAACUUGGGGAUGGGGUAUUUGGGAAAUGGGAAGAGUAAUGGCAUGAUCAGUUUCUCCUCUAACCUGGAGGGGUUGUGUGCAAUAAGAUGUGUAAAGCAGUGUCACUCCAGUCCCAGGAAAUCUCAGUUUCCCUUCUCUGGUCAGUCCAGACACAGCUGCUCCACACAGCCCUUUCUUUCUCUCUCACCCCUUUUCACCUGGGACUACAUCGGCGGGUACCAGCUCCUUCUCUGUUUCUUAGGUCUGAUAAUUAGUUAAAAUGACUCACAACUGCCAGGAAAGAACUAUCUUUAAUCUACAAAGGAAAAGGAUAAAACACAAAGGGGCGAGGUCCAGGUGGGUCUCUGCACAGAGCUUCUUUGUCCCCAGGGGACGUGUUUACUCUCCCAAGAGAAGCUCCAGUGAGCCUCUGUCUUUAAGGCCUUUACUGGCCUCACCGAAUGGCCUCCUGAAGCUUAGUCAGCAUCAGCCCCUCAGGGGACCCCUCUUGGUCUGGUCAGCUAUCACUCAUUGGCUUCAGGUGUGGCCCUGUUUUCAGGAGCCAGGACCAAAGGCCAAAUUGUUUACUGCAGAAGGGUUCCACACCUCGUAGUUGAAUAUUAUUUUUACUUUGAUAAGCAGAGAAAAGCUGGUUAAAAGAGAGACUUUGGAAAACUUGGGAAGACACCAUUAAUAGAAUUAAAAAUAGGAUAGGAUGCAUGUUUAUUUUCUAAAUGACAAAACAUGGUCCAUAUGGCAAGAGAUUAGAAACAAAUAAACAGCAAAGAAACAAAAAGAUUACGAAAGACAAAUCAAUAAAACAUUUACAGACAGUGUAUUAAAUUUCCCUUUAAAAGACAAACUCAGAUUAAAAGCAAUGUUCAACUAUGUGCUGCUUUCAGAAGGUAUACUUAAAUCAACCUAGAAAGAUUAAAAAGGCAGGCCUUAUUACCCUGGUGGCAUAGUGGUUAAGAGCUACGGCUGCUAACCAAGUGGUCGGCAGUUCGAAUCUGCCAGGCGUUCCCUGGAAACUCUAUGGGGCAGUUCUGCUCUGUCCUAUAGGGUUGCUAUGAGUCAGAAUCGACUCGAUGGCAGUGGGUUUGGUUUUUAUUAUUUUUAGAUUUAUAAAGAACACACAACGGAAAAGACAAAGAAGUAGAAUAUGAAUUCUGAAGUAGAAUUUAAUGAAAAAAAUCACUAACAAACGGAACAAUUAUGUAAAUUGCCUCAAGAGGUAGUAACUUAUUGAAUAGACCAGUAACUAUGGAAGAAUCAAAUAAAGUUAUAUGCAGGACCAGGCAGUGUUUUGUUCUGUUAUACGUGGGGUUGCUGAGUUAGAACUGAGUUGAAGGCACCUAACAAUAACAACAAUGUGUUAGUUGCCUUCACAAUUGGAUUUCUAGGCCUGAUUUCUAAAUUUUUACUUUCUAAAUUAAAUGAAUUGAGAUCUUCCAAUUCACAUUCUUAAGUUAGUGUAUUCCUAAUACCAAAAUCUCCCAAAAAUUAGACCAAAAGAGAAAAUUUAGAUCAAAUAUUGACCAGGCUAUGUUCAACAGAUUACCAAGUUCUCAAGAUAUUAAUAGAAAUUCUAUGGAAGAAUUUUGUGGCUAGACAAGUUUGGAAAAAGCUGCAUAGGGUACUGUUUUGGAUAUUUACAGUGUAUGUUAGCAUAUCAGGAUUCCUGAGAAAUCUCGUACCGAGAAACCUAUUUGACUUUGUUUAACCCAGUAUUUCCCAGAUUUAUUUGACUAUGGGCCCUCCCUGCCUUUUUUUUUUUUUUUUAUAAGUCAUAGAAUACCAAUAAACAACUCGUAGAAUUCUGGUGUUUUAAAGAGCAGAGUUUGAAAAACACUUACGAAUAUAGAUUCACAAAUUUGUAAUAAAACUAAAAUUAAUGGUACAGUUUUCAUAACCAGGGAGUGUUUAUCUGAGCAUCUAUCCACUGCUGUUGAGUCGGUCCUGACUCAUAGUGACCCUGUAGGACAGAGUAGAACUGCCGCAUAGAGUUUCCAGGCUGUAAAUCUCUACAGAAGCAGGCUGCUGCUACAGAUGAUUUAAUAAAAGAGACCUAGUAAUAUGAUUCACAGCCUCAUUUGAUUCAGUAAGAAAACUUGUGUAAUAAACUUAGUAGAACAGAAGAGCAUUUGAUAUAAUUUAACACUCCACCCCUUCCCCAUUUUUGAAAAGGAAAAGCCUUCAGAAAAUUGAGACUAUCAUUUGAUAGGGAAUAUAAUCAACAUCAUAAUUUAUUGUAAUUCCAUAAAGUUUGUCUUUAUUUAUUUACUUACCAGUUACAUUUUAAGCUCUUUGAGGGCAGGAAAGAUGCAAUUUUUACAUUUCUUGUCAUCCAAUCUAACAUAGGACCUCACAUUUUUAGGCAUCCCAUUAAGAAAAAAAGGCAUCAUUUGGAAACAUAUCCUUAUGUAAUUUGUAGAUUAAAAUGGGUGUUUUUUCUUUAGGUAAAAUACUUUUUAAAUGUAAAGCAUGUAUGAUUCUUCAAAACUGAAGUAGGGAGUCUUCAGAAUGGACCUUUGAUCCAACAGUUAGAUGACAGGGAAUUUAUAAAAAUUCUUGAACAGUAAAAGGGUGUUAUAAAUGCCAUUUAAAAAACCAUUAUCCUUGAAGAAGGAUUAUCCUUUGUGGAACAAGAAGCACAAAGAGGACUCCAAUAAUGGCAGAAGUGUUCAUGUCGGAAAAUCAAGGCAUUUUGGGACCUGAGGCGGGUUCAGAACUCUUCAGGACGUGGUUGGGUUUUCAGCUAAACGGUUUUUCUGCGGUCUUGAGGGCUGCCUUUCCAGGCCAUGAAACCCUAGCCUGGAACUGUGGCUUGACAGAGUUUGAGAAAAUUUUGUUCAUGUGCAGAUUUCUGCAGCCUUUCUAGGGCCAGGAAGAAGCUGCAGUUAUACAGGCGGUGUGUGUGUAUGUGUCUGUGUGUAAACACACACACAGUAGGCUGGACUGAAUGCUGACUUACGGGAGUCAGGAAACCUGAGCUCUAUUACUCUCUCUGUGUAGUCUUGGACUUUUAUCUUCUCUGUUGAAUUUUCUCAUCUGUAAUCUGAAUUUUCUUUCUCAUUCACGUCACUGUAAUGUUAUGAGAAAAUACCUGUGGAAGCUUUUUGGAAAGUACAAGGCUCUAAGUGUAAGAUGUCAGUAGAGUACAUUGAUGCUCCUCUUGCUGUAAGAGUACCGAGAAACAUAGAAUUUGGAAACUAAAAAUUAUGGUGCUGGGGAAACAUUAAGAUCUUACCUUUUUGUCCUUUUGCACUUUCGGUUAAAAAAUAAACGAGUUUCAACUAAUAUUUAAAAAUAUUUAUGUUAGAAAGUUUAUACCGCAGCUUUGUCAUAAUUCAGAAUCGAUAUUUAUGUUGCUGCUUACUUACUCUAAUUAGUUUAUUCAGAUAUGUACUGAAAUCUGUUGCUUUAACUGUAUACCAAAAACCAAACCAAACCCAUUGCCUUUGAGUAGAUUCCAACUCAUAGCGACCCUACAGGGCAGAGUAGAACUGCACCAUAGGGUUUCCAAGGACUGACUGGUGGAUUCAAACUGCUGAGCUUUUGUUUAGUAGCCAAACACCUAACCACUGUGCCACCAGGGCUUCUUUAACUGCACAGCUACAUGAAAGUAUGAGAGAAGUUUGGGGGAGUCGAAAUUGAGUGGACGGCAAUGGAUUUUUUAUCUUUUCUUUGUAAUACGGUUUGCUUGAGGAAGCAAAAAAAAAACCAGACCCAUUGCUGUUGAAUUAAUUCCAACUCAUAGCGCCCCUAUAGGAGAGAGUACAACUGCCCCAAUGGGGUUUCCAGGGAGCACCUGGUGGAUUGAAACUGCCAACCUUUUGGUUAGCAGUUGUAGCUCUUAAGCACUAUGCCACCAGGCUGUUCCUCACUUGACAGAUGGUAUAGAAAGGGCAUUGAGAAGGCAAAUGGACUUCCUAAGCUUGCGUUUGCUGGGUGUGAUGGAGUCUGGCUAGAAUUCAUAAUUUUUGUUGUUACUUAACACAUUUUUCCCCUUUGGUGUAUGACAUUUUCUUGCUAAUAAAUAUGACUUUGUAAUAAUUUUUGAUAAUUAUCAUAAUCUUUUAGAAAGAUCAUCAAAUGCUAUGUUGCUUUUACUUACCAACUUGAAGAAUCACAAUGUGAACACACAUGGAAUAUUUUUAGUUAGAACACAUGUUUUUUCUUUGAGGAAAAAAAACUUUUUAAUAAUUUUUAUUAAAUAAAUUAUCCUUCAUAUAGUCAUUUACUAAAAAUAAAAGUAUGAACUAGAUUUAUAGCUCAUUUUUUUUUAAAUAAUUUUUAUUGUGCUUUAAGUGAAAGUUUACAAAUCAAGUCAGUCUGUCACAUGUAAACUUAUAUACACCUUACUACAUACUCCCACUCCCUCCUUCCGGUCUCUCCUCUGGUGACCGUUUUGCCAGUUCCUAACCCUCUCUACUCUCCCACCUCCCCUCCAGACAGGAGAUGCCAACACAGUUUCAAGUGCCCACCUGAUACAAGUAGCUCACUCUUCAUCAGCUUCUCUCUCCAACCCAUUGUCCAGUCCCUUCCAUGUCUGAUGAAUUGUCUUCGGGAAUGGUUCCUGUCCUGGGCUAACAGAAGGUUUGGGGACCAUGACCGCCGGGAUUCUUCAGUCUCAGUCAGACCAUUAAGUCUGGUCUUUUUAUGAGAAUUUGGGGUCUGCAUCCCACUGUUCUCCUGCUCCCUCAAGGGUUCUCUGUUGUGCUCCCUGUCAGGGCAGUCAUCGGUUGUGGCCGGGCACCAUCUAGUUCUUCUGGUCUCAGGGUGAUGUAAGUCUCUAGUCAAGUGGCCCUUUCUGUCUCUUGGGCUCCUAGUUAUUGUGUGACCUUGGUGUUCUUCAUUCUCCUUUGCUGCAGGUGGGUUGAGACCAAUUGAUGCAUCUUAGAUGGCCACUUGUUAGCAUUUAAGACCCCAGACGCCAUACUUCAAAGUGGGAUGCAGAGUGUUUUCUUAAUAGAAUUUAUUUUGCCAAUUGACUUAGAAGUCCCCUUAAGCCAUAGUCCCCAAACCCCCACCCUUGCUCUGCUGACCUUCGAAGCAUUCAGUUUAUCCCGAAACUUCUUUGCUUUUGGUCCAGUCCAGUUGAGCUGACCUUCCGUGUAUUGAGUAUUGUUCUUCCCUUCACCUAAAGUAGUUCUUAUCUACUAUCUAAUCAGUAAAUAACCCUCCCUGCCUCCUCCCUCUCGUAACCAUAAAAGAAUGUGUUCUUCUCAGUUUAUACUAUUUCUCAAGAUCUUAUAAUAGUGGUCUUAUACAAUAUUUGUCCUUUUGCCUCUGACUAAUUUCACUCAGCAUAAUGCCUUCCAGGUUCCUCCAUGUUAUGAAAUGUUUCAUGGAUUCAUCACUGUUCUUUAUCGAUGCAUAGCAUUCCAUUGUGUGAAUAUACCAUAAUUUAUUUAACCAUUCAUCCGUUGAUGGACACCUUGGUUGCUUCCAACUUUUUGCUAUUGUAAACAGUGCUGCAAUAAACAUGGGUGUGCAUAUAUCUGUUCAUGUAAAGGCUCUUAUUUCUCUAGGGUAUAUUCCGAGGAGUGGGAUUUCUGGGUUGUAUGGUAGUUCUAUUUCUAACUUUUUAAGAUAACGCCAGAUAGAUUUCCAAAGUGGUUGUACCAUUUUACAUUCCCACCAGCAGUGUAUGAGAGUUCCAAUCUCUCCGCAGCCUCUCCAACAUUUAUUAUUGUGUGUUUUUUGGAUUAAUGCCAGCCUUGUUGGAGUGAAAUGGAAUCUCAUCGUAAUUUUAAUUUGCAUUUCUCUAAUGGCUAAUGAUCGAGAGCAUUUUCUCAUGUAUCUGUUAGCUGCCUGAACAUCUUCUUUAGUGAAGUGUGUGUUCAUAUCCUUUGUCCAAUUUUUGAUUGAGUUGUUUGUCUUUUUGUGGUUGAGUUUUAUCAGAAUCACAUAGAUUUUAGAGAACAGGCGCUGGUCGGAGUUGUCAUAGCUUUAAAAAUUUUCCCAAUCCGUAGGUAGUCUUUUUACUCUUUUGGUGAAGUCUUUAGAUGAGCAUAGGUGUUUGAUUUUUAGGAGGUCCCAGUUAUCUGGUUUCUCUUCGUCAUUUUUAGUAAUGUUUUGUAUUCUGUUUAUGCCUUGUAUCAGGGCUCCUAACGUUGUCCCUAUUUUUUCUUCCAUGAUCUUUAUCGUUUUAGUCUUUAUGUUUAGGUCCUUGAUCCACUUGGAGUUAGUUUUUGUGCAUGGUGUGAGGUAUGGGUCCUGUUUCAUUUUUUUGCAAAUGGAUAUCCAGUUAUGCCAGCACCAUUUGUUAAAAAGACUAUCUUUUCCCCAAUUAACUGACACUGGGCCUUUGUCAAAUAUCAGCUGCUCAUACAUGGAUGGAUUUAUAUCUGGGUUCUCAAUUCUGUUCCAUUGGUCUAUGUGCCUGUUGUUGUACCAGUACCAGGCUGUUUUGACUACUGUGGCUGUAUAAUAUGUUCUAAAAUCAGGUAGAGUGAGGCCUCCCACUUUCUUCUUAUUUUCAGUAAUGCUUUACUUAUCUGGGGCUUCUUUCCCUUCCAUAUGAGGUUGGUGAUUUGUUUCUCCAUCACGUUAAAAAAUGUCAUUGGAAUUUGGAUCGGAAGUGCAUUGUAUGUAUAGAUGGCUUUGGUAGAGUAGACAUUUUUACUAUGUGAAGUCUUCCUCUCCAUGAGCAAGGUAUGUUUUUCCACUUAUGUAGGUCCUUUUUAGUUUCUUGCAGUAGUACUUUGUAGUUUUCUUUGUAUAGGUCUUUUACAUCUUUGGUAAGAUUUAUUCCUAAGUAUUUUAUCUUCUUGGGGGCUACUGUGAAUGGUAUUGAUUUGGUGAUUUCCUCUUCGGUGUUCUUUUUGUUGAUGUAGACGAAUCCAAGUGAUUUUUGUAUGUUUGUCUUGUAACCUGAGACUCUGCCGAACUCUUCUAUUAGUUUCAGUAGUUUUCUGGAGGAUUCCUUAGGGUUUUCUGUGUAUAAGAUCAUGUCAUCUGCAAAUAGAGAUAAUUUUACUUCUUCCUUGCCAAUCCGCAUGCCCUUUAUUUCUUUGUCUAGCCUAAUUGCUCUGGCUAGGACCUCUAGCACAAUGUUGAAUAAGAGCGGUGAUAAAGGGCAUCCUUGUCUGGUUCCUGUUCUCAAGGGGAAUGGUUUUAGACUCUCUACGUUCAGAAUGAUGUUGGCUCUUGGCUUUGUAUAGAUGCCCUUUGUUAAACUCACAUGUUUUUGAAUGUUGAUUUACAACAGGAAAAGCUGUAUAAAUUAUUUCAUGAAAUGAUGCCAUAAAAAUAUAUUCACAAAUGAUUGACUUUUUUUUUUAAUGUGAAGGAAUUAAUCUAUAUAGGAAAGGUCAGUGGGGGGUGUUAUGGAUUGUGCUUUUUCCACCCAAAAAUGUGUUGUAAAUCUUAACCUCUAUGCCUGUGGUUAAUUCCAUUUGGGAAUGGGUUGUCUUUGCUAGGGGCCCUCGUGGUGCAGUGGUUAAGCGUUUGGCUGCUAACCAAAAGGUCGGCAGUUCCAAUCCAGCAGCCGCUCCUUGGAAACCCUACAGGACAGUUUUACUCUGUCCUCUAGGGUUGCUCUGAGUUGGAAUUAGCUUAACAGCAAAGAGUUUUUUGUCUUUGUUCAUGUUAAAAAGGCACGAUUAGUGUAGAGUGUGCCUUGAGUCAAUCUCUUUUGAGAUACAGAAGAGAUUAAACAAGCAAGCAGAGAUGGAGGAAGACAGAUGCCAAACUACAUGGAGAUCUCCAAGGAACCAGGAAACAGAAGCUGAAGAGACAGGGACCUUCCCCCGCAGCUGACAGAGAGAGAAAGCCUUCCCCUAGAGCCAUCACCCUGAAUUCCGAAUUCUGGUUUCUUAAACUGUGAGAGAAUAAAUUUCUGUUUGUUAAAGCCAUCCACUUCGUGGUAUUUCUAUUAUAGCGGCACGAGAUAAUUAAGACAGGGGACAAGUUAUGAAAUGGAGAAAGACGCUUGAUUCUAAGCUCAUGAUAAUUUCCAUACUACUUUGAGGAGAUAAAUUACUAUAAAUUGGACUCUGAGAAUACUUCAUUAUCUUUAUACAGGUCAGAAAACAACAACAGCAACAAACCCAGAAGCAUUAACUUAGCUUUGUGUGUGUGUGUAUGUGGCCAAACAUAUAGUACUUGAUAUGUCUGUCACACUAAACAAAUCACAACCUUAUCCUUUUGGUAUUUUAGAUCUCAAAUCAAUUGAUCAUUUACUGUUUUUCAAUAAUGCUUUCUUCCAUGAAGAUUUUCAAAAGGGGUCUCAUAGGAAUUAAUCACGCGUUACUAGUGAGGACCUGCUUUUAGGUGGUAACAAAUCCAUAGGCCCCCAGAUCCUUUGUUUAGAGCUGCUCCAGUUGAAUCAAAAUGUCAAUAAACUCUGAACUUAUACGACAUGACUUUUUUUUUUUUUAAUUUAUUCAAAAAGAUUUAGAAUAGAGUGGACUUUUGAGACUGGAAGGAAUUUGGAGAUCAUGUAUUCCAGUACCCUCAUUUGAUAUCUGAGGGUUUUCACUGGCUGAUUUUCAGAAGUCCAUUGCCAGGCCUUUUAGAAGUAGAUCUCCAGGCCUUUCUUCCUAGUCCAUCUUAAUCCGAAAGCUCUGCUGAAACCUGUUUAGUGUCAGAACAACAUGCAAGCCUGCAUUGACCGAUGGUUGGUGGCCAUGCAUGAGGUGCAUUGGCCAGGAAUCGACCUGGGUCUCCCUCAUGGAAGGCGAGAAUUCUCCGAUGGAACCACCACUGCCUCCAGAGAA
Molecule: messenger RNA, 16377 nt
Organism: Loxodonta africana (African savanna elephant)
Lineage: Eukaryota; Metazoa; Chordata; Mammalia; Proboscidea; Elephantidae
Exons: 4
Coding region: 1-903 (300 amino acids)
Source: RefSeq, a predicted model, not a curated record